This is a messenger RNA of Lithohypha guttulata, 993 nucleotides long. Its product is annotated as putative secondary metabolism biosynthetic enzyme. The coding region runs from base 1 to 993 and encodes 330 amino acids. The transcript is spliced from 2 exons. The record is from RefSeq and is a predicted model, not a curated record. NCBI's taxonomy places the organism in Eukaryota, Fungi, Ascomycota, Eurotiomycetes, Chaetothyriales, Trichomeriaceae.
AUGGGCUAUUUAGGUGAUUUGGUCCAGAUGAACAUUGGCCAGAUCCUCCAGGACACAGUCUUGCCAAACACCAAGUUUAGUGGAAAGACCAUUGUUAUCACAGGAGCGAACGUUGGCCUUGGCUUUGAUGCUGCAAAACACAUUCAUCGACUUGGUGCAUCACGCUUGGUUCUCGCUUGCCGAAGUACAGAGAAAGGCGAACGUGCUCGGGAAGACAUCAUCGCCUCGUCAAAGUCUUCCUCUGGCGGUGGAGUCGUCGAGAUAUGGCAGCUCGAUCAGUCGAAUUUCCAGUCAGUGCUUGCAUUCGGCGACCAACUGCGCACCCUCGACAGGCUUGAUGCGUCCAUCGCAAAUGCUGGCAUAGACACUCACGAAUGGAAAAUGUUUGAAGGCUUCGAAUCCAUGUUGACUGUGAAUGUUGUGUCGACCAUGUUGAUAGCAUUCCUGGCUCUUCCCAAGCUGAAAGAGACUGCAAAAGCACAAAAGCAGCCGUCGCAGCUGGCUUUCACGGGCUCUGUCGCGCACAUCUUCGCAAAAUCUCAAUACAUAUCUGGACCAGGAUCGAUUUUCGAGUCGCUCAACGACAAAGCUAAAGCAGACAUGGAGGAUAGGUACAACCUCAGCAAACUCUUACUCUUGUUGGCUGUCCGAUCGCUAGCGGAGCUGGUUGAACCCACAGGUCAAGCACCUGUGAUCAUCACUUUCAUCAAUCCUGGAUGGUGCAAAACCGAGCUUUUCCGCACGAACGAUGGUGGAUUUGCGAAACGGACUGGCUUGCGCCUAAUAGGCAGGACUUCCGAAGAAGGAAGUCGGACAUUGGUACAUGCGAUAACAGCAGACUCGUCGUGUCAUGGGAGGUAUCUGAGCGAAUGCCGGCCCAAGACAGAGUCCACCUUUAUCAAGGGUGAAGAAAGCCGGGCAGUGCAGAGAAAAUUCUGGUCGGAAUUAGUGGAGAGGCUGGAAAUGAUCAAGCCCGGUGUGACAAGUAUCUAG